This is a messenger RNA of Hibiscus syriacus, 710 nucleotides long. RefSeq lists its product as uncharacterized. NCBI's taxonomy places the organism in Eukaryota, Viridiplantae, Streptophyta, Magnoliopsida, Malvales, Malvaceae. Gene Ontology annotation, cellular component: intracellular membrane-bounded organelle. The transcript has 7 exons. The record is from RefSeq and is a predicted model, not a curated record. The coding region runs from base 132 to 554 and encodes 140 amino acids.
UCAUAUAUAAAAGGGGGGGGGGGGGCGCGGGGAACGGUUUGUUCAUUGCUCUCUUCUGCUACCUAUUUUCUGGUAUAGGAGAGAAGCAAUUUUGGCAAAAAUCCAAUAAAAAUCCCAGUUUUUCUAUCAUUAUGGCGAUGAAGGUUUGGUUCAACAAAAAUAUCGUGGAUCCUCUUCUCCAGAUCCUCCUAAAGGGAGCAGAACCCAGGCUGUUGGCCUUCUCUGCAGCGCUGGGAAUUACUUUGGGAAUUUUCCCGAUAUGCGGGGUUACAGUUUUGCUUUGUGGGAUGGCAAUCGCGUUGUUGGGAUCUCACUGCCACUCUCCAACUGUCAUGCUUGCUAACUUCUUGGCUACUCCGAUCGAGUUGAGUCUGGUGGUGCCCUUCCUUCGCUUUGGUGAAGUGUUAUCUGGUGGACCUCAUUUCCCCUUAACUUCUGGUUCUUUGAAGAAAGUUUUGACUGGCCAAGCUUCGAGUGAACUCCUUUUAGUAUUGCCCGUGCUUUGUUGGGAUGGCUUGUUGCGGCACCCAUUAUUUUGGCCAUACUCUACAUGAUAUUUUUGCCAAUUUUCAAGGUUGUCGUCCCCAAGUUCGGGAGUGUUCCUUCAAGCCCAAGGAAACAACAUCAUUCACUUUCAGAAGUUGGGCUUACUUGCAGGAAGGAGAUCACUAGAGAUGGCAUUGCCUCAUAACAUGUAUCCCAAACCAAAG